This is a messenger RNA of Phlebotomus argentipes, 3046 nucleotides long. RefSeq names its product 14-3-3 protein epsilon (gene 14-3-3epsilon). Gene Ontology annotation, biological process: signal transduction. Gene Ontology annotation, cellular component: cytoplasm. The coding region runs from base 123 to 893 and encodes 256 amino acids. NCBI's taxonomy places the organism in Eukaryota, Metazoa, Arthropoda, Insecta, Diptera, Psychodidae. The transcript is spliced from 5 exons. The record is from RefSeq and is a predicted model, not a curated record.
GUAGCCAGUCGUCACAGUAACCACCAAGUGCGAGAAUCGAGUCGGCGGGCGCGGCCAUAUUGAUUAAUUUGUGUUAGAGGUGUUCAGUGUGUUUUGUGUUCCGAAAUCCCAAAUCAUCGAAAAUGGCUGAACGCGAAAAUAACGUUUACAAGGCGAAGCUGGCCGAGCAGGCUGAGCGCUACGAUGAAAUGGUUGAUGCCAUGAAGAAGGUCGCUUCCAUGGAUUUGGAGCUGACGGUGGAGGAGAGGAAUUUGCUGUCGGUCGCCUAUAAGAAUGUGAUUGGAGCACGACGAGCAUCUUGGCGCAUAAUCACCUCUAUUGAGCAGAAGGAGGAGAACAAGGGCGCCGAGGAGAAGCUGGAGAUGAUUAAGAACUACCGCGGACAGGUGGAGAAGGAGCUGCGCGACAUCUGCUCGGACAUCCUGAAUGUGCUGGAGAAGCAUCUCAUUCCGUGCGCCACCACGGGCGAGGGCAAGGUGUUCUACUAUAAAAUGAAGGGUGACUACCAUCGCUACCUGGCGGAGUUCGCCACGGGAAGUGACCGCAAGGAGGCCGCUGAGAACUCCCUGGUGGCCUACAAGGCGGCCAGCGACAUAGCAAUGACAGAUCUUCCACCAACACAUCCCAUCCGACUGGGUCUGGCGCUGAAUUUCUCCGUAUUCUACUAUGAAAUUCUCAAUUCGCCCGACCGUGCCUGCCGCCUAGCAAAAGCUGCAUUUGAUGAUGCCAUUGCGGAACUUGACACCCUCAGCGAAGAGAGCUACAAAGAUUCAACGCUAAUAAUGCAAUUAUUAAGAGACAACCUCACACUUUGGACAUCCGACAUGCAAGGAGACGGUGAAGGUGAACAGAAGGAGCAAAUUCAGGACGUCGAAGAUCAGGACGUAUCGUAAUUUAGGUGUUUUAAUCCUAAUUAAUUUUUAUUAUAAGAUUAAUAAAAAAAAGGAAGAAAAAGAUAAAAAAUAAAUUAAUAGUAUAAGCAUUAAGUAAGUGUAAUUGUUUCAUCUUAAUAAACACAACAAUCCAAAAUCUAAUAUAGAAAUUGUGAGGAAGGAAAAUACAUUUGUGAAGAAGAAAUAUUCAUAACGCGCAGAGUAAUGGAAUAAAAUGGAAUACAACAUUUUUGAGUAUAAAGGAAAAAAAAACAGAUAAAUUGCAAACACAUCAUCAGCAUAACAAUAUUUACUAUUAAAUUAAAAGAAUGGCAGAGAGCAUAAAAGAAGUGUGAAGAGAGAGGACACAUUGCAUUACAGACUUUGUAAUAACUGCUAAGGAAUGAAAAAAAAUAUAAAUAUUACUUUGAAUUACGGCAUAAUGAUGGAUAAAUAUAUAUUACUUACACAAUUAUUAAAGGUUAUUUUUCAUGAAUGAAUUUGUAAAAUUAAUAGUGACAGCUUAUAUAAUAUUGAAUGAAAAUAUAAUGUUAAAAUCAUCAGUGGUAGUGAAAAAAAAACAGUCAGAUAGUAAAGAACGCGCAGAGAAAUCAGGCAGUCAAAUUUGGUAUUAUAUAAAUUAUGAAAAAAUGAAUAAAGAAGGAUGGAAAACAAUGGUAGACAGAGACUUUGGUGGAUUAUAAAAGGACAAAAACGCAUUGCUACUAUUGUUAGGUUACAAUGAACUUAAGAAAUUAACAGUGGUAUAUGUCACAGUAUAUACUAAAUUAAAUAUAACGUAUUGAGUAUAAUGGAUGAAGAAAAAAAAACAAGUAGAAAGCAUUGCCGUCUCAAUUUUUUAAUUUAUAUUCUUUCUUAGUUGAUAAACUGUAAUCUUUGCAAAUAUGUUUAGCGCAGAAGAGAGAAGAAGAAGAAAAAUGAUGAAGCAAAAAUGGCGUGAAUAGGAAACUGAAGCAUUAUAAUGUAACACACAGGAGAUGAAAAAGCAGUGAAAACAUUGUAGAUUACAUUGUUUAUUUCGUAACAAGUAAAAUAUUUCUCUUAAUAUUUAAACAAGAAGCAAAAGAGAAAAAAGGAGGUGAAAAAGAAGUAUUGCUCUUCAUUGCAAUAUUUGAAGAAGAAAAAAUAAUGAUAAACACUCCUGAAAUGUCGACUUAUUGCAUUUCAUCUCAAUCUUCAAGCGGUAUUUUACAUCUAUUUACUUUGUAAGGGACAUUUUUUCUUUGAUUCAAUCUUUCACAAUCUUAUCAUACAAAAUACACACACACACACAAACAAACUCUUAUAGCGAAGGGACAAAAGAUAUACAGAGGAUGAUAAUAAGGAUACAAUUUUUAAAUAUUAAUUAUCUUUAACAAGUGAGAGAAAAUGCUUUAAAACACGGUACAUUGCCAGAAUUUCAAUUAAAAACAUUUCCUAAAUAUAUUUUGUGUAUGUUUUCUUGUUCAACAGACUUAAGAAUACACUUUUUUUACAUCUAAGGGAAAAAAAAGAUUAAAUACAGAAGAAAUAACACAACCUCUCAAGAGAAAAGACACAAUAUUUCAAGUGAAAUCUUCUUAAGCACAAGAAUCAAUUUUUACAUAGAAGAGAUUUUCAGUGUAUUUUAACCUUAAGAGAAAAAAAAUGAAUGCGAAAGUGGAAAAAACGUAUUGAUGAAAAACCAUUAAAAAAUAGAACAAUUUAUCAAGAGCUUGUCGAAUUUUUAAGAGAAGAAAAAGAUGGUUAAGGAAAACAGACACUUUUCAAUGGACGACGGAGAAGAAAAACUUACGAUUCUACUCUUAAGUUAUUUAAAAAAAAAUAUAUCUUUUUCUAACAUGUUUGAGGAAAAACUUUAUGUGAGGAAAAAAUGUACCAUAAUUCCUUCGGAAAUUCGUGUAUCUUUUUAUUUUAACUCUUGUUUAUUCCAUCUGUUAUUUAUUUUUGUUACGAACGGCCCCGCGAUUGACGAAAGAUGCGAGAGAGCCAAUAUCAUUCCCACUCUACGGAUCGCGGCUGAUUGAAGAGCUCGAUGGCGAUGCGCGCAUCCUGAGUUUGGGGCCAACGAAUCAGUAAAGAAAUCUAAUGAAUAUAAGAGUAUGAUUUUUUGCGAAGAUGACUCUGAGAAUGACUAAAUUUUAAAGUGGAAAAUAAAAAUGUAUGAUAAAUCA